AAAAGCCAAAAAAGAAGUGGUGUGUGCAAAGUUGAUCGUAGGUUUACUAUAGAGUCUCGUGGAAAAAACUGCUCAUAAACGGAAGUGUAUUCGCUUUUUGGACACGAAAUGUGCUGUAAUUUGAAGGUCUGGAUGUGCCUAUUGUUUGCUGAUAUUGAUUUAGAUUGAGCAUGACUGGACUCAAUUCAAAUUUGAUGAAUUAGUGAAUUUUUCUAGCAAGAACCCCAAGUGACAGCUGAACGGUGCGGAUUUCUCGUUACAACACUGGUUGUCUCACUCGCACUCAGUAGUGUGUUUUGGUUGUGAGCUAGCUGAACGAGGGAUCUCGCGGUUGUGUUUGUGAACCGUUGGUUUGACAGUUGAAGCAACAACAAUCAUUGCUAGUAUCGAGGACGAUUCACAUCUGCUUGCUUUGGUUUUACGAGUGUCUUGUGUCCAUCAGCGAGGAGGACAGAAAAAAAACAGUGGAAUAAAUCAAAUUUCAUCGCGAUUGUCUCCGUAAAUUUGGUCACAAUUUCGAAACGUAAGCGCGACUCGCCCGGUGCCGGCGGUGGUGGUGGUAGAAGUGGUAGAGAUCAACCCGGAAAACGACCAAAAUCAGGUUCAGCAGGUGCAGGAAGCAGUAGCGGAGACCCCGGAGCUGCAGAGGAAGAACUUCUGGCAGGCAGCACCAUGAAUUUAACAGAGAACGAUCGGAAACGGGCCAAUUUUUCUGCCCUCAGCAACACGAAUGGAGCGGUGAUCAAGAUGACGACCAAUACGGGAACAGGCAAGCCCGGAGAUAUCAAAAAGAUUGUAAUCAAAAAUUUUAAAACUAAACCGACACUGCCGGAGAACUACCAGGAGCACACCUGGCAGAAGCUUCGCGAGGCGGUCAUCGCCAUUCAGCUGUCGAAACGGAUCGAGUACUCGCUGGAAGAGCUGUACCAGGCGGUGGAAAACAUGUGCAGCCACAAGAUGGAUUCGCAGCUGUAUGUCAAUUUGACGGCACUGGCGGAACAGCAUGUCAAGGCCAACAUCACACCGUUCCUGGCGGAAUCGAUCGACAAGCUGGUCUAUCUGAAGAAGAUGAACGACUGCUGGCAGUCCCACUGUCAACAGAUGAUCAUGAUCCGGAGCAUUUUCCUGUAUCUGGAUAGAACCUAUGUCCUGCAGAAUCCGACCGUCCAUUCCAUCUGGGACAUGGGACUAGAACUGUUUCGCGAUCAUAUAGCGAUGAAUACGUUGGUACAGGCACGGACGGUGGAAGGAAUUUUGAUUUUGAUCGAAAAGGAACGAAACGGAGAAACCGUCGAUAGGACUUUGCUGAAAAGUUUACUCCGGAUGUUGUCCGAUCUUCAGAUUUACAAGGAAGCCUUCGAGCAGAAGUUUCUGGUUGCAACGAAACAUCUGUACCAGUCGGAGGGUCAGGCCAAAAUGGAAGAACUGGAGGUUCCGGACUAUUUGCUACACGUUGAUAAACGGUUACAGGAAGAAAACGAACGUCUCCUGCACUAUUUGGACAGUUGCACCAAACAUCAGUUGAUUGUGACCGUCGAACGUCAGCUGAUUACCGAACACAUAACCGGCAUCCUGCAGAAAGGGCUCGAUCAGUUACUGGAGGAAAACCGUCUGUCCGAUCUUACGUUGCUGUACUCGCUUUUCAGCCGUGUGAAAAAUGGAACCACGGAACUGUGCGGUUCGUUCAAUGCCUACAUCAAAAAGAAAGGUCGCACAAUCGUCAUCGAUCCGGAGAAGGACAAAUCAAUGGUUCAAGACCUACUGGAUUUCAAGGACAAACUGGAUAACAUCGUUAACUCGUGCUUCGACCGGAAUGAAAAAUUCUCCAACUCGCUCAGGGAAGCGUUCGAGUUCUUCGUCAAUCAACGCUCGAACAAACCGGCGGAGCUGAUUGCCAAGUACGUCGACAUGAAACUGCGGGCCGGCAAUAAGGAAGCCACCGAAGAGGAACUGGAACAGAUUCUGGACAAGAUUAUGGUCCAGUUUCGGUUCAUUCACGGUAAGGAUGUGUUCGAGGCGUUCUACAAGAAAGACCUUGCCAAACGGUUACUGGUCGGCAAGUCGGCUUCGGUUGAUGCCGAGAAGAGUAUGCUAUCCAAGCUGAAACAGGAGUGUGGCGGUGGAUUCACUUCCAAACUGGAGGGAAUGUUCAAAGAUAUGGAACUGAGCAGAGAUAUAAACAUUGCAUUUAGACAGUACAUGGCAAACUCUGAGAGUAAAGAGCUGCAGAAUAUCGAUCUAACCGUGAACAUUCUGACCAUGGGUUUCUGGCCGACCUACCCGGUGAUGGAGGUGACGCUGCCUCAGGAAUUACUGCAGUACCAGUCGAUCUUCAACAAGUUCUAUCUGGCAAAACACAGCGGCCGGAAGCUACAGUGGCAACCGACGCUGGGGCAUUGUGUGCUCAAGGCACGGUUCGAUGCGGGACCGAAAGAUUUGCAGGUUUCAUUGUUUCAAGGACUGGUCCUGUUACUGUUCAACUACAAUCUGAACAUAACAUUCGAGGAAAUUAAAGCGGCCGUAAACAUUGAGGACGGUGAGCUGCGUCGCACGCUACAGUCUCUGGCCUGUGGUAAGGCACGCGUACUGACCAAAAUUCCCAAGGGUCGCGAAGUGGAGGACAACGACAAGUUCCAGUUCAACAAUGAGUUCACGAAUAAACUGUUUAGGAUCAAAAUCAAUCAGAUCCAGAUGAAAGAGACGAAUGAAGAACAAAAAGCUACCGAAGAACGUGUCUACCAGGACCGACAGUAUCAGAUUGACGCGGCGAUCGUACGCAUCAUGAAAAUGAGGAAAACUCUUAGUCAUAAUUUGCUCAUCAGCGAGCUGUACAAGCAGCUGACCUUCCCAGUUAAGCCGGCCGACCUGAAAAAACGGAUCGAAUCCCUGAUAGAUCGUGACUACAUGGAGCGGGACAAAGACAACCAGAAUCAAUACAACUAUGUCGCCUAAACGGGCAGUCUCUAAUGAUAAUCCAUCCCCGCUAGUUAGAAGAGUGCGACAGAGCCACGGACGUUAACGUUGUUCAACUUGCAUCAAUAGGCGGUUCCAAAUGGGAAUUUUUUUUCUCGAAAGUAUAUUCGAGAAUAAUCAAAAUAUAGCUUAACGAAUGUCCUGUUUUAAUUCAACUCUACUCAGAUGGGAACUGGCAGUGCGUAACUGUGUCACUAGCGCGCGCGUGUGUGUGUGUUUGUGUGUGCGUGUGUAGGAUGGACAAUUUGGUUCCUUGAGAGCGUACAACGUUGCGUUUUUUUAAUAUAUAUUCUAUCCCGAACAACCGUUCCAAAUGUCGAAUGCCAAGUAUGUUUGGGCGACACUAGCUCUAAGUUCUAACAGAUUCUCCCGGAACACGGUGUUAGAUAAUCCGUUUCCUAGAACGUACAUAAACUUCCUUAAACUGGCGGAUGAGGUGACGACUUAUCUACUGCACAGUUGCUGACGAAUCACGGAACGACAGAACGACAAAUGCCUCCAGUUUCAACAUAUUAAAACAAAAAACGACGUAAGAAGUGGGAAGAUAAUAGAAUAAAAAUUAUACCACACAACCAACGGAAGCAAAAAUUGAAACAUUUUCUGUAAAUAGUUUAUAUCAGGUUGCUAUAGCGAUUGAAAUUCAAGAGGUAAAUAGAAACAUAUUAUUAUUAGUGACACUAAUGGAAUUAACAUGAAAUUGCAAAAAAAACGUCUUUGAAGAUCCUGUAAUUGCAACAACAACAACAACAACAACAAAACGAAUAAAAUUUCCGUUAAGCAUAAA
Messenger RNA from Malaya genurostris, 3757 nucleotides. RefSeq names its product cullin-4B (gene Cul4). The record is from RefSeq and is a predicted model, not a curated record. Gene Ontology annotation, molecular function: ubiquitin protein ligase binding. Gene Ontology annotation, biological process: protein ubiquitination; ubiquitin-dependent protein catabolic process; DNA damage response. Gene Ontology annotation, cellular component: Cul4-RING E3 ubiquitin ligase complex. NCBI's taxonomy places the organism in Eukaryota, Metazoa, Arthropoda, Insecta, Diptera, Culicidae. The transcript has 7 exons. Bases 673 to 2952 code for a protein of 759 amino acids.